Molecule: messenger RNA, 3323 nt
Organism: Acipenser ruthenus (sterlet)
Lineage: Eukaryota; Metazoa; Chordata; Actinopteri; Acipenseriformes; Acipenseridae
Product: retinaldehyde dehydrogenase 3-like
Exons: 13
Coding region: 93-1628 (511 amino acids)
Molecular function (GO): aldehyde dehydrogenase (NAD+) activity
Source: RefSeq, a predicted model, not a curated record
UCUUAUAAAGCCUGUUGAAUGUGCUAGACACACAGACAUCAACACCCAGCAGCGGAGCAAUCUAUAAUAUAAGUACUGUAAUUAUAUUUAAUAUGGCAGAGAACGGGACUAUAGAGAACGGACAGCCAGAGAGAAAAAUCCCAUUCGUUCCUCAUCCCAUUAAAAACCUGGAAGUGAAGCACACAAAGGUUUUUAUUAAUAAUGAGUGGCACGCUUCUGUUAGCGGGCUUAAAUUUCCGAUUUACAACCCUGCAACAGGCACGAAAAUCUGCGACGUGGAAGAAGCUGACAAGGCUGAUGUAGAUAAGGCAGUGGAAGCUGCAAAAGCAGCAAACCUCAGGAGCUCUCCAUGGAGGAAGAUGGAUGUGUCGAGUCGAGGGAGACUGUUAUACAAGCUGGCAGACCUCAUUGAAAGAGAUCGGGUGGUAUUAGCUACAAUGGAAACGAUGGACACAGGAAAACCAUUCCUCCAUGCAUUUUUUAUUGACCUGGAAGGUUGUAUAAAAACUCUGAGAUACUAUGCAGGCUGGUCUGAUAAAAUACAUGGCAAAACCAUGCCAGUGGAUGACGACUUUGUGUGUUUCACUAAGCACGAACCUGUCGGUGUGUGCGGAGCCAUCAUCCCUUGGAACUUUCCCUUGUUAAUGUUUAUGUGGAAGAUGGCUCCAGCACUGAGCUGUGGGAACACUGUUGUUAUCAAGCCUGCAGAGCAGACGCCUCUAACAGCACUGUACAUGGGUGCUUUAGUGAAGGAAGCUGGUUUCCCCCCUGGUGUGGUGAAUAUAGUCCCAGGAUUUGGACCCACGACAGGUGCAGCCAUUGCUAGCCAUAUGGAUAUUGACAAAGUGGCAUUCACCGGAUCAACCGAGAUUGGGAAACUUGUCAAAGAAGCAUCUGCUAAAAGUAACUUGAAACGAGUGACUCUAGAACUAGGAGGGAAAAAUCCAUGCAUUGUUUAUGCUGAUGCUGACUUGGACCUGGCCGUGGAAGAGGCGCAGCAGGGAGCGUUCUUUAACCAGGGACAGUGCUGCACGGCCGCCUCUCGCAUCUUCGUGGAGGAGCAGAUCUAUGAGGAGUUUGUCAGGCGGAGUGUGGAGCACGCUAGGAAGAGAAUCGUCGGGGAUCCAUUCGAUCCACGAACGUCCCAGGGACCGCAGAUUGACCAGGAGCAGUUUGAUAAGAUCAUGGAGUUGAUUGACAGUGGGAGGCGAGAAGGUGCCAAGCUGGAAUAUGGCGGCUCAGCCAUUGAGGACAGAGGUCUAUUCAUACAGCCCACUAUAUUUUCAGGUGUUAAAGACCACAUGCGCAUCGCUAAGGAGGAGAUCUUUGGACCCGUACAGUGUAUAUUUAAGUUUAAAAGCCAAGAGGAAGUCAUUAAGAGAGCGAACAGUACUCAGUAUGGAUUGGCAGCAGCUGUGUUUACAAAAAGCAUGGACAAAGCUCUGAGUGCAGCUUCCGCUUUGGAGUCUGGGACAGUCUGGAUAAACUGCUACAAUGCUCUACAUGCCCAGGCUCCCUUUGGCGGCUAUAAGAUGUCAGGAAAUGGCAGAGAACUUGGUGAAUAUGCUUUGGCAGAAUACACCGAAGUUAAAGCAGUCACAAUCAAACUCACACAGAAGGAUCACUGAAUAAACAAUGAACAGAGAACUGGAAAACUCCCAAUAUACAGUACAAGUCACUACUGGAGUGGAGAACACAGCGUGCCAGCCUCACAGCUGGUGCUACGGCAGCACAUGUUACUGUAUCAGAACAUCAGCCCUUUAGAGAUAAUCAAGGGAUUUGCUUUAAAACCAUAGUGUUUAAAAGAAUCUUCUAAUAUGUUUUAGAUUUUCGACUCUAAGAAGCUCUUAUUUUAUUUAGAAAUGGUCUACCUAGGAGGACUGGAGUGCAGCACCUUGUUUUUUAUGGUCCAGUCCUUGAGAUUAAAUGUCUUGAGAAAGCAGCAGGGAAAAGGAUUAUUAAGAGGCUUAUUGGGGCAAUAUAAUCAAGGAAGGUGCUGUAAAAUUGUACGCACCUUGUGUCUGCUGACAUAGUGUCGUAUAACCUUUAGCAAGCCAUUCAAGCCACAAAGGCUUUUUUUGUCCUUCAGCCAGUUUCCCAUUUCUCAAACCGCAGAGAUAUACAUAGCUCUGUGAAUUUAAAAAAGUUUACAAAGGCAGUUCCUGAUAUUUCACAAAAGAAAUGCUUCAAAGACAUCUGUGGGUUUUGUGAUUUUGUUUUUUUAUAAUUCCAAAGCCAUCCAGAAUGUUUUUCUAGUUUAUGGCAGCUGUAAACUGCUUCCCCACUGGCGCACUAACCUGCACUGUUGGUUCCACUCUUCCGACCAAGCCACCACAUUUAUGAAAACAGAAUAAUAAUUUGCUCGAAACAUACCCUUUAAUAGUUGAUCUGUUGUCUGCUUAAUCUCUUGGAAGCAAAGCAUUCUGUGCUUGAUCUGCUGUUUGAUUUCAGAUUCCCAGUACAGGACGAGAUCAAACUUGGAAAUUGCUCUUUAGGACAUUUAUAAAAUAUUUAUAUAUGAAAUGUGAAUUUGUAUUAUUAAAAUUUUGUUUGUUAAUAUAAAAAAUGAUAAUUAUUUUGGAAGUAUUUGGGUAUGAAUAAACACUUCUCAUUUUAAGAUUACAAUGUAACUUGGUAUGUGGUGUAGUAUACAUUAUAUUUUGUUUCUGUGAACAUUAUAACAUCUCUGUGUAGCCGUUUAGAUUUCCUAACUGGGACAGUAAACAGACCCCAGUGAAAGACCAGCUACAGCUUUUAUAAUCUUAUGGUCUCUGAUUUUAAAAUCAGCCCUUGAUAAUGUAUGCACUGGGUGGGGUGGGGGACUCACACUUCCAUACAUUUAUGGUUCAGCCCAAUCCUACUGUAAAUGAUAUGAAUGAGCCUCUUUGAUUAUUAAGACUCCCUGGUAAUGCAAUGAUGACACAUGUGAAACUAUAUUGGAAAACUUUAAUAACCGUUUGUAAGAUGGUAGUUUAUUCAUUUAUAUAUAUAUAAAAAUUAGCAUUUAAAACGACUUGUAAAAUAUACAACAAUAAUUUUCUAUUUAAUAGAUCAUUUAAGUGUUUUGUAAAAGAGAUGUCUUUCUUGGUGAAUUGUCUUUUUUUUUCUUGAAUAGAUGACAUGUCAGUGUCGUCAAUGUAGGCCAUCAAACCAAUUGUUAUGCUGUUGUAUCAGUUCCAAUAUAGAAUGUAUAAUUGUUAUAAUAUUCUUGAACAUUUAUGAUUAUGCUCUAGUGAUUUCUGACUUUUAAACUAUUUUUGACUAUUUUAUAUAUUUAAAUAUCCUACAACACCUCUCUAUCUUUUAAAUAAAUAAAAAAAUCU